UACUGAGUCAGUUAAGUUUCAGCUCGCGCCGUUGCUAAGCUACUUGUUGGCAAAUGUAGUUAGCUAAACUAGCUUCAAAAAAUCUUCUCUAUAAAAGCUGGUGGAUCUACAGUGGUGUAAUGGCUGUGGCGAUGACUUCAACCUGCCCGGGCCUUUACUGUGGAAAAAGCUUCAUUAACGGGACAAUUGGAGAAUGUGGGGUGUGUCCCCGAGGUGAGAGAGCAAACCUGGAGAAGAUCUGUCAGAAGUGUACAGGUUCUCCAGAGCUCUAUGACUGGCUCUACCUGGGCUUUAUGGCCAUGUUGCCGCUGGUCCUGCACUGGUUCUUCAUCGAGUGGUACUCUGGCAAGAAAAGUUCGAGUGCAGUGCUGCAGCAUGUGACGGCAUUGUGCGAGUGCAGCGUGGCGGCGAUCAUCACUCUGCUGCUGAAUGAGCCGGUGGGUGAGCUCACCAUCCGCUCCUGCAGGGUGGAGAUGCUCUCUGACUGGUACACCAUGUUGUACAACCCGAGUCCAGACUACAUCACCACACUGCACUGCACCCAGGAGGCUGUCUUCCCUCUCUACACCAUGGUGCUGAUCUACUACGCCUUCUGCCUGGUGUUAAUGAUGCUGCUUCGACCAUUGCUGGUGAAGAAGAUCGCGUGCGGUUUGGGGAAGACCGAUCGGUUUAAAAGCAUCUAUGCCGCACUGUACUUUUUUCCCAUCCUCACCGUGCUGCAGGCAGUUGGAGGAGGACUUCUUUAUUAUGCAUUUCCCUACAUAAUUCUGGUCCUGUCAUUGGUCACGCUGGCUGUGUACAUGUCUGCUUCGGAGAUCCAGUCCUUUAAGAACCUUGUGGCUAAAAAGAAGCGCCUGGUGGUGCUGUUCAGCCAUUGGCUCCUUCAUGCUUAUGGCAUCAUCUCCAUCUCCCGAUUGGAUAAACUCGGGCAGGAUCUGCCGCUCUUGGCCCUUGUGCCUGGACCCGCACUUUUUUAUUUACUCACAGCCCGCUUCACCGAACCCAAUCGCAUUUUAUCAGAAGGAGGAAACGGACACUAAGGCACUGAGGACUUGUGUGUGUUUGUGUGGUGUUAUUACCUUCUCAGUACACAACCUACAAGACUAAUUUUGGAAAGGAAGUUUUUUGUCUGUCCUGCAGGAAGUAAUUAUAAAGUUCCAUGUUCAGUUCAAAUAAAUUAUUUGUGAAUCUUUGCUGCUAUUUUAAACAAGUGUUUAUUUAGAAAUAACAUUACCUAGCUUUAAGAGAUUUGAGCAAACCUGUACAAGUGUACAGUUUGUGCAGGUCUUAAACUUUUUCCUCAACCAGAGCAAAUCAAUGUUCUGUGCAUGUUUAGUUUAAAUAAUAAUUCAAUUAAUUCAUUGAGAAAGUAAAAAUGUUUAAAAGAAAAAGAAGUAAGGCUUUAAGUUUGCAUGAAAUUUGUUUUAUCAGAAAAAUAUGGGUGUUAAAGCGGCGCCCUGAUGCUGGAAAGUCUUUGGAAUCUGGUUUGUUUUUUUUUCCUUUUUGAUUCUUCUUAUGUAGAGACACUGAACAUUCGUUGCUUUGCAUCUGAGCUAAAUUAUAACUGAAAGGUACAUUUUCCUAUGUUUGUUUAUGUUAAUUUGUACAGGUAUAAUGAUGAAUGUGUUCAUUUUUUCUUCUUUCUCUACAUUGUUAUUACAGCUGGUCUGUAAAUGUUAUUUAUACUGUUAUUUGAGUUUUUUUUUUUUUUUUUUUUUUUUUUUGCAAACUACUUUGUGCCAAACUAUCGCAUGUGUGAUGUGAGAAUUAUAAAUGUCUUUCUGGGUAAAUAAUGAUCACCUGCUGUGUACGUGAUAUAUCUCUUUAUCUCUAUAUCCAUAUAUGUAGAGACUUUUUAAAAGCAUGGUUUGUGUGUUUGUACAUAUGAGAAAAUAUUUAGAAAAAAAUGUCUCUGACUCCUGCAUGUAAAUGUAACUGUUCAGAUUUUUAUUGUUCAGUGCAAUAUAAAGGAUUAAAAAAAAUACACUGCCAUUGGUGAGUUUCAUGUGUUAAUGUGACAAAUUUGGCUUUUCUCAUGUUUUAUAAAUAUCACUGUCAUUUUUUUUUUUAUAUUAUUCCUUGUACACCACAAUAAGUUAAACUCA
Clarias gariepinus (North African catfish) is the source of this 2105-nucleotide messenger RNA. It is a transcript of the gene jkamp, whose product is annotated as jnk1/mapk8 associated membrane protein. Bases 120 to 1040 code for a protein of 306 amino acids. Gene Ontology annotation, cellular component: membrane. Lineage: Eukaryota; Metazoa; Chordata; Actinopteri; Siluriformes; Clariidae. The record is from RefSeq and is a predicted model, not a curated record. Gene Ontology annotation, biological process: response to unfolded protein. The transcript has 7 exons. Gene Ontology annotation, molecular function: ubiquitin protein ligase binding.